Dacryopinax primogenitus is the source of this 984-nucleotide messenger RNA. RefSeq names its product FMN-linked oxidoreductase. Gene Ontology annotation, biological process: UMP biosynthetic process; 'de novo' pyrimidine nucleobase biosynthetic process. The record is from RefSeq and is a predicted model, not a curated record. Bases 1 to 984 code for a protein of 327 amino acids. Gene Ontology annotation, molecular function: dihydroorotate dehydrogenase activity. Gene Ontology annotation, cellular component: cytoplasm. The transcript has 3 exons. Lineage: Eukaryota; Fungi; Basidiomycota; Dacrymycetes; Dacrymycetales; Dacrymycetaceae.
AUGGCAGCAAACACCAUCUACACUAGGAUCUGUACUCUCCAUUUCACUGGUCCUGUUAUGAACUCGGCGUGUCCAUGGGCGACCGACGAGAAGGACUUGAAUGCUCUGUACAACAGUCCGUACACAGGUGGUGUAACUACACGCACGGCGACGGAAUAUGGAUUCAAGGAGGAUACGACCAUUCAUCAACAUGCUUUUACCCCCAUCGCAUCCCUGAACAACUACGGCUAUUCCCCAUACCCACUCUCGCGAUACCUCAUCUGGAUUCGUUCUCUCCUGCAGAACUCUACCUCUCCAAAGCCGAUCAUCAUUUCUAUCACCUCUUCUCGUCCCUCCGAGCUCGCCUACAUGAUCAAUUCCAUCCAGCUUCUUCGACGAGAGCUUGGUGACCCGUCUGCCCCAAACAGCCGAAUAGGGAUCGAGCUCAACACCUCGUGUCCCAACAUUGCGGAUAAACCGCCGCCCUCGUAUGAUGCAAGAACGCUCUUGUUUCUUCUACAUCCACUGGUUGAGGCGGUGCGGAAAGAUCCGACACUCACAGUAGGGAUCAAGCUCCCGCCUUAUGUUAUCCCCUCACAGUUCACGGAUGUUCUCAAUGCGAUUCAGAGCCUGCAGACAGAAGGAGAGGAGCAGAACCCUAUCGCAUUUCUUACGUGCACAAAUACUUUGGGUGGUUGCCUGAUCACUGCAGAUGAGGUGGGGAUGAAACGUAUAGAGGGUAAGGAGUGGGCAUUGGCGGGUGGGUAUGGCGGGAUGGGAGGAAGCGCUCUACAUGCUGCCUCGUUGGGAAACGUGCACCGGUUUUCAAACCUCAUUGAUAACCAUCCAUCUUUACCGAUGAGGCAGAUCGCUAUAAUUGGUGUUGGUGGUGUGAGCGAUUCAGCAGGUGUGAAACGCAUGCAGGCUGCAGGUGCUACAAUGGUUGAAUGUGCCACUGCACUUGGCAGGUUUGGGGUAGAGGUAUUCGAGAAAAUGCAGGUGUAG